This is a messenger RNA of Hyaloperonospora brassicae, 19689 nucleotides long. NCBI's taxonomy places the organism in Eukaryota, Oomycota, Peronosporomycetes, Peronosporales, Peronosporaceae. The record is from the annotation of a GenBank genome assembly.
AUGAAACGGAGGAGACCACGACGGAAGGUGACGGAGACGUAUGAGGAGGUGCCAAUCUUCAAGAAGACGCCCGAGACGACGGAAGUGGAUGAAACGGAGGAGACCACGACGGAAGUGACGUUCACGACGGAGACGUAUGAGGAGGUGCCAAUCUUCAAGAAGACGCCCGAGACGACGGAAGUGGAUGAAACGGAGGAGACCACGACGGAAGUGACGUUCACGACGGAGACGUAUGAGGAGGUGCCAAUCUUCAAGAAGACGCCCGAGACGACGGAAGUGGAUGAAACGGAGGAGACCACGACGGAAGUGACGUUCACGACGGAGACGUAUGAGGAGGUGCCAAUCUUCAAGAAGACGCCCGAGACGACGGAAGUGGAUGAAACGGAGGAGACCACGACGGAAGUGACGUUCACGACGGAGACGUAUGAGGAGGUGCCAAUCUUCAAGAAGACGCCCGAGACGACGGAAGUGGAUGAAACGGAGGAGACCACGACGGAAGUGACGUUCACGACGGAGACGUAUGAGGAGGUGCCAAUCUUCAAGAAGACGCCCGAGACGACGGAAGUGGAUGAAACGGAGGAGACCACGACGGAAGUGACGUUCACGACGGAGACGUAUGAGGAGAAGACGCCCGAGACGACGGAAGUGGAUGAAACGGAGGAGACCACGACGGAAGUGACGUUCACGACGGAGACGUAUGAGGAGGUGCCAAUCUUCAAGAAGACGCCCGAGACGACGGAAGUGGAUGAAACGGAGGAGACCACGACGGAAGUGACGGAGACGUAUGAGGAGGUGCCAAUCUUCAAGAAGACGCCCGAGACGACGGAAGUGGAUGAAACGGAGGAGACCACGACGGAAGUGACGACGGAGACGUAUGAGGAGGUGCCAAUCUUCAAGAAGACGCCCGAGACGACGGAAGUGGAUGAAACGGAGGAGACCACGACGGAAGUGACGGAGACGUAUGAGGAGGUGCCAAUCUUCAAGAAGACGCCCGAGACGACGGAAGUGGAUGAAACGGAGGAGACCACGACGGAAGUGACGUUCACGACGGAGACGUAUGAGGAGGUGCCAAUCUUCAAGAAGACGCCCGAGACGACGGAAGUGGAUGAAACGGAGGAGACCACGACGGAAGUGACGGAGACGUAUGAGGAGGUGCCAAUCUUCAAGAAGACGCCCGAGACGACGGAAGUGGAUGAAACGGAGGAGACCACGACGGAAGUGACGUUCACGACGGAGACGUAUGAGGAGGUGCCAAUCUUCAAGAAGACGCCCGAGACGACGGAAGUGGAUGAAACGGAGGAGACCACGACGGAAGUGACGGAGACGUAUGAGGAGGUGCCAAUCUUCAAGAAGACGCCCGAGACGACGGAAGUGGAUGAAACGGAGGAGACCACGACGGAAGUGACGUUCACGACGGAGACGUAUGAGGAGGUGCCAAUCUUCAAGAAGACGCCCGAGACGACGGAAGUGGAUGAAACGGAGGAGACCACGACGGAAGUGACGUUCACGACGGAGACGUAUGAGGAGGUGCCAAUCUUCAAGAAGACGCCCGAGACGACGGAAGUGGAUGAAACGGAGGAGACCACGACGGAAGUGACGUUCACGACGGAGACGUAUGAGGAGGUGCCAAUCUUCAAGAAGACGCCCGAGACGACGGAAGUGGAUGAAACGGAGGAGACCACGACGGAAGUGACGGAGACGUAUGAGGAGGUGCCAAUCUUCAAGAAGACGCCCGAGACGACGGAAGUGGAUGAAACGGAGGAGACCACGACGGAAGUGACGUUCACGACGGAGACGUAUGAGGAGGUGCCAAUCUUCAAGAAGACGCCCGAGACGACGGAAGUGGAUGAAACGGAGGAGACCACGACGGAAGUGACGGAGACGUAUGAGGAGGUGCCAAUCUUCAAGAAGACGCCCGAGACGACGGAAGUGGAUGAAACGGAGGAGACCACGACGGAAGUGACGUUCACGACGGAGACGUAUGAGGAGGUGCCAAUCUUCAAGAAGACGCCCGAGACGACGGAAGUGGAUGAAACGGAGGAGACCACGACGGAAGUGACGUUCACGACGGAGACGUAUGAGGAGGUGCCAAUCUUCAAGAAGACGCCCGAGACGACGGAAGUGGAUGAAACGGAGGAGACCACGACGGAAGUGACGGAGACGUAUGAGGAGGUGCCAAUCUUCAAGAAGACGCCCGAGACGACGGAAGUGGAUGAAACGGAGGAGACCACGACGGAAGUGACGUUCACGACGGAGACGUAUGAGGAGGUGCCAAUCUUCAAGAAGACGCCCGAGACGACGGAAGUGGAUGAAACGGAGGAGACCACGACGGAAGUGACGUUCACGACGGAGACGUAUGAGGAGAAGACGCCCGAGACGACGGAAGUGGAUGAAACGGAGGAGACCACGACGGAAGUGACGUUCACGACGGAGACGUAUGAGGAGGUGCCAAUCUUCAAGAAGACGCCCGAGACGACGGAAGUGGAUGAAACGGAGGAGACCACGACGGAAGUGACGGAGACGUAUGAGGAGGUGCCAAUCUUCAAGAAGACGCCCGAGACGACGGAAGUGGAUGAAACGGAGGAGACCACGACGGAAGUGACGUUCACGACGGAGACGUAUGAGGAGGUGCCAAUCUUCAAGAAGACGCCCGAGACGACGGAAGUGGAUGAAACGGAGGAGACCACGACGGAAGUGACGGAGACGUAUGAGGAGGUGCCAAUCUUCAAGAAGACGCCCGAGACGACGGAAGUGGAUGAAACGGAGGAGACCACGACGGAAGUGACGGAGACGUAUGAGGAGGUGCCAAUCUUCAAGAAGACGCCCGAGACGACGGAAGUGGAUGAAACGGAGGAGACCACGACGGAAGUGACGUUCACGACGGAGACGUAUGAGGAGGUGCCAAUCUUCAAGAAGACGCCCGAGACGACGGAAGUGGAUGAAACGGAGGAGACCACGACGGAAGUGACGUUCACGACGGAGACGUAUGAGGAGGUGCCAAUCUUCAAGAAGACGCCCGAGACGACGGAAGUGGAUGAAACGGAGGAGACCACGACGGAAGUGACGUUCACGACGGAGACGUAUGAGGAGGUGCCAAUCUUCAAGAAGACGCCCGAGACGACGGAAGUGGAUGAAACGGAGGAGACCACGACGGAAGUGACGUUCACGACGGAGACGUAUGAGGAGGUGCCAAUCUUCAAGAAGACGCCCGAGACGACGGAAGUGGAUGAAACGGAGGAGACCACGACGGAAGUGACGGAGACGUAUGAGGAGGUGCCAAUCUUCAAGAAGACGCCCGAGACGACGGAAGUGGAUGAAACGGAGGAGACCACGACGGAAGUGACGUUCACGACGGAGACGUAUGAGGAGGUGCCAAUCUUCAAGAAGACGCCCGAGACGACGGAAGUGGAUGAAACGGAGGAGACCACGACGGAAGUGACGUUCACGACGGAGACGUAUGAGGAGGUGCCAAUCUUCAAGAAGACGCCCGAGACGACGGAAGUGGAUGAAACGGAGGAGACCACGACGGAAGUGACGGAGACGUAUGAGGAGGUGCCAAUCUUCAAGAAGACGCCCGAGACGACGGAAGUGGAUGAAACGGAGGAGACCACGACGGAAGUGACGUUCACGACGGAGACGUAUGAGGAGGUGCCAAUCUUCAAGAAGACGCCCGAGACGACGGAAGUGGAUGAAACGGAGGAGACCACGACGGAAGUGACGGAGACGUAUGAGGAGGUGCCAAUCUUCAAGAAGACGCCCGAGACGACGGAAGUGGAUGAAACGGAGGAGACCACGACGGAAGUGACGUUCACGACGGAGACGUAUGAGGAGGUGCCAAUCUUCAAGAAGACGCCCGAGACGACGGAAGUGGAUGAAACGGAGGAGACCACGACGGAAGUGACGUUCACGACGGAGACGUAUGAGGAGGUGCCAAUCUUCAAGAAGACGCCCGAGACGACGGAAGUGGAUGAAACGGAGGAGACCACGACGGAAGUGACGUUCACGACGGAGACGUAUGAGGAGGUGCCAAUCUUCAAGAAGACGCCCGAGACGACGGAAGUGGAUGAAACGGAGGAGACCACGACGGAAGUGACGUUCACGACGGAGACGUAUGAGGAGGUGCCAAUCUUCAAGAAGACGCCCGAGACGACGGAAGUGGAUGAAACGGAGGAGACCACGACGGAAGUGACGUUCACGACGGAGACGUAUGAGGAGGUGCCAAUCUUCAAGAAGACGCCCGAGACGACGGAAGUGGAUGAAACGGAGGAGACCACGACGGAAGUGACGUUCACGACGGAGACGUAUGAGGAGGUGCCAAUCUUCAAGAAGACGCCCGAGACGACGGAAGUGGAUGAAACGGAGGAGACCACGACGGAAGUGACGUUCACGACGGAGACGUAUGAGGAGGUGCCAAUCUUCAAGAAGACGCCCGAGACGACGGAAGUGGAUGAAACGGAGGAGACCACGACGGAAGUGACGGAGACGUAUGAGGAGGUGCCAAUCUUCAAGAAGACGCCCGAGACGACGGAAGUGGAUGAAACGGAGGAGACCACGACGGAAGUGACGUUCACGACGGAGACGUAUGAGGAGGUGCCAAUCUUCAAGAAGACGCCCGAGACGACGGAAGUGGAUGAAACGGAGGAGACCACGACGGAAGUGACGUUCACGACGGAGACGUAUGAGGAGGUGCCAAUCUUCAAGAAGACGCCCGAGACGACGGAAGUGGAUGAAACGGAGGAGACCACGACGGAAGUGACGGAGACGUAUGAGGAGGUGCCAAUCUUCAAGAAGACGCCCGAGACGACGGAAGUGGAUGAAACGGAGGAGACCACGACGGAAGUGACGUUCACGACGGAGACGUAUGAGGAGGUGCCAAUCUUCAAGAAGACGCCCGAGACGACGGAAGUGGAUGAAACGGAGGAGACCACGACGGAAGUGACGUUCACGACGGAGACGUAUGAGGAGGUGCCAAUCUUCAAGAAGACGCCCGAGACGACGGAAGUGGAUGAAACGGAGGAGACCACGACGGAAGUGACGUUCACGACGGAGACGUAUGAGGAGGUGCCAAUCUUCAAGAAGACGCCCGAGACGACGGAAGUGGAUGAAACGGAGGAGACCACGACGGAAGUGACGUUCACGACGGAGACGUAUGAGGAGGUGCCAAUCUUCAAGAAGACGCCCGAGACGACGGAAGUGGAUGAAACGGAGGAGACCACGACGGAAGUGACGGAGACGUAUGAGGAGGUGCCAAUCUUCAAGAAGACGCCCGAGACGACGGAAGUGGAUGAAACGGAGGAGACCACGACGGAAGUGACGUUCACGACGGAGACGUAUGAGGAGGUGCCAAUCUUCAAGAAGACGCCCGAGACGACGGAAGUGGAUGAAACGGAGGAGACCACGACGGAAGUGACGUUCACGACGGAGACGUAUGAGGAGAAGACGCCCGAGACGACGGAAGUGGAUGAAACGGAGGAGACCACGACGGAAGUGACGUUCACGACGGAGACGUAUGAGGAGGUGCCAAUCUUCAAGAAGACGCCCGAGACGACGGAAGUGGAUGAAACGGAGGAGACCACGACGGAAGUGACGGAGACGUAUGAGGAGGUGCCAAUCUUCAAGAAGACGCCCGAGACGACGGAAGUGGAUGAAACGGAGGAGACCACGACGGAAGUGACGUUCACGACGGAGACGUAUGAGGAGGUGCCAAUCUUCAAGAAGACGCCCGAGACGACGGAAGUGGAUGAAACGGAGGAGACCACGACGGAAGUGACGUUCACGACGGAGACGUAUGAGGAGGUGCCAAUCUUCAAGAAGACGCCCGAGACGACGGAAGUGGAUGAAACGGAGGAGACCACGACGGAAGUGACGGAGACGUAUGAGGAGGUGCCAAUCUUCAAGAAGACGCCCGAGACGACGGAAGUGGAUGAAACGGAGGAGACCACGACGGAAGUGACGUUCACGACGGAGACGUAUGAGGAGGUGCCAAUCUUCAAGAAGACGCCCGAGACGACGGAAGUGGAUGAAACGGAGGAGACCACGACGGAAGUGACGGAGACGUAUGAGGAGGUGCCAAUCUUCAAGAAGACGCCCGAGACGACGGAAGUGGAUGAAACGGAGGAGACCACGACGGAAGUGACGUUCACGACGGAGACGUAUGAGGAGGUGCCAAUCUUCAAGAAGACGCCCGAGACGACGGAAGUGGAUGAAACGGAGGAGACCACGACGGAAGUGACGUUCACGACGGAGACGUAUGAGGAGGUGCCAAUCUUCAAGAAGACGCCCGAGACGACGGAAGUGGAUGAAACGGAGGAGACCACGACGGAAGUGACGUUCACGACGGAGACGUAUGAGGAGGUGCCAAUCUUCAAGAAGACGCCCGAGACGACGGAAGUGGAUGAAACGGAGGAGACCACGACGGAAGUGACGGAGACGUAUGAGGAGGUGCCAAUCUUCAAGAAGACGCCCGAGACGACGGAAGUGGAUGAAACGGAGGAGACCACGACGGAAGUGACGUUCACGACGGAGACGUAUGAGGAGGUGCCAAUCUUCAAGAAGACGCCCGAGACGACGGAAGUGGAUGAAACGGAGGAGACCACGACGGAAGUGACGUUCACGACGGAGACGUAUGAGGAGGUGCCAAUCUUCAAGAAGACGCCCGAGACGACGGAAGUGGAUGAAACGGAGGAGACCACGACGGAAGUGACGGAGACGUAUGAGGAGGUGCCAAUCUUCAAGAAGACGCCCGAGACGACGGAAGUGGAUGAAACGGAGGAGACCACGACGGAAGUGACGUUCACGACGGAGACGUAUGAGGAGGUGCCAAUCUUCAAGAAGACGCCCGAGACGACGGAAGUGGAUGAAACGGAGGAGACCACGACGGAAGUGACGGAGACGUAUGAGGAGGUGCCAAUCUUCAAGAAGACGCCCGAGACGACGGAAGUGGAUGAAACGGAGGAGACCACGACGGAAGUGACGUUCACGACGGAGACGUAUGAGGAGGUGCCAAUCUUCAAGAAGACGCCCGAGACGACGGAAGUGGAUGAAACGGAGGAGACCACGACGGAAGUGACGGAAGUGACGGAGACGUAUGAGGAGGUGCCAAUCUUCAAGAAGACGCCCGAGACGACGGAAGUGGAUGAAACGGAGGAGACCACGACGGAAGUGACGUUCACGACGGAGACGUAUGAGGAGGUGCCAAUCUUCAAGAAGACGCCCGAGACGACGGAAGUGGAUGAAACGGAGGAGACCACGACGGAAGUGACGGAGACGUAUGAGGAGGUGCCAAUCUUCAAGAAGACGCCCGAGACGACGGAAGUGGAUGAAACGGAGGAGACCACGACGGAAGUGACGUUCACGACGGAGACGUAUGAGGAGGUGCCAAUCUUCAAGAAGACGCCCGAGACGACGGAAGUGGAUGAAACGGAGGAGACCACGACGGAAGUGACGUUCACGACGGAGACGUAUGAGGAGGUGCCAAUCUUCAAGAAGACGCCCGAGACGACGGAAGUGGAUGAAACGGAGGAGACCACGACGGAAGUGACGGAGACGUAUGAGGAGGUGCCAAUCUUCAAGAAGACGCCCGAGACGACGGAAGUGGAUGAAACGGAGGAGACCACGACGGAAGUGACGUUCACGACGGAGACGUAUGAGGAGGUGCCAAUCUUCAAGAAGACGCCCGAGACGACGGAAGUGGAUGAAACGGAGGAGACCACGACGGAAGUGACGGAAGUGACGGAGACGUAUGAGGAGGUGCCAAUCUUCAAGAAGACGCCCGAGACGACGGAAGUGGAUGAAACGGAGGAGACCACGACGGAAGUGACGGAGACGUAUGAGGAGGUGCCAAUCUUCAAGAAGACGCCCGAGACGACGGAAGUGGAUGAAACGGAGGAGACCACGACGGAAGUGACGUUCACGACGGAGACGUAUGAGGAGGUGCCAAUCUUCAAGAAGACGCCCGAGACGACGGAAGUGGAUGAAACGGAGGAGACCACGACGGAAGUGACGGAGACGUAUGAGGAGAAGACGCCCGAGACGACGGAAGUGGAUGAAACGGAGGAGACCACGACGGAAGUGACGUUCACGACGGAGACGUAUGAGGAGGUGCCAAUCUUCAAGAAGACGCCCGAGACGACGGAAGUGGAUGAAACGGAGGAGACCACGACGGAAGUGACGUUCACGACGGAGACGUAUGAGGAGGUGCCAAUCUUCAAGAAGACGCCCGAGACGACGGAAGUGGAUGAAACGGAGGAGACCACGACGGAAGUGACGGAAGUGACGGAGACGUAUGAGGAGGUGCCAAUCUUCAAGAAGACGCCCGAGACGACGGAAGUGGAUGAAACGGAGGAGACCACGACGGAAGUGACGGAGACGUAUGAGGAGGUGCCAAUCUUCAAGAAGACGCCCGAGACGACGGAAGUGGAUGAAACGGAGGAGACCACGACGGAAGUGACGUUCACGACGGAGACGUAUGAGGAGGUGCCAAUCUUCAAGAAGACGCCCGAGACGACGGAAGUGGAUGAAACGGAGGAGACCACGACGGAAGUGACGGAGACGUAUGAGGAGGUGCCAAUCUUCAAGAAGACGCCCGAGACGACGGAAGUGGAUGAAACGGAGGAGACCACGACGGAAGUGACGUUCACGACGGAGACGUAUGAGGAGGUGCCAAUCUCCAAGAAGACGCCCGAGACGACGGAAGUGGAUGAAACGGAGGAGACCACGACGGAAGUGACGUUCACGACGGAGACGUAUGAGGAGGUGCCAAUCUUCAAGAAGACGCCCGAGACGACGGAAGUGGAUGAAACGGAGGAGACCACGACGGAAGUGACGUUCACGACGGAGACGUAUGAGGAGGUGCCAAUCUUCAAGAAGACGCCCGAGACGACGGAAGUGGAUGAAACGGAGGAGACCACGACGGAAGUGACGUUCACGACGGAGACGUAUGAGGAGGUGCCAAUCUUCAAGAAGACGCCCGAGACGACGGAAGUGGAUGAAACGGAGGAGACCACGACGGAAGUGACGGAGACGUAUGAGGAGGUGCCAAUCUUCAAGAAGACGCCCGAGACGACGGAAGUGGAUGAAACGGAGGAGACCACGACGGAAGUGACGGAGACGUAUGAGGAGGUGCCAAUCUCCAAGAAGACGCCCGAGACGACGGAAGUGGAUGAAACGGAGGAGACCACGACGGAAGUGACGGAAGUGACGGAGACGUAUGAGGAGGUGCCAAUCUUCAAGAAGACGCCCGAGACGACGGAAGUGGAUGAAACGGAGGAGACCACGACGGAAGUGACGGAGACGUAUGAGGAGGUGCCAAUCUUCAAGAAGACGCCCGAGACGUAUGAGGAGAAGACGCCCGAGACGACGGAAGUGGAUGAAACGGAGGAGACCACGACGGAAGUGACGGAGACGUAUGAGGAGGUGCCAAUCUUCAAGAAGACGCCCGAGACGACGGAAGUGGAUGAAACGGAGGAGACCACGACGGAAGUGACGUUCACGACGGAGACGUAUGAGGAGAAGACGCCCGAGACGACGGAAGUGGAUGAAACGGAGGAGACCACGACGGAAGUGACGGAGACGUAUGAGGAGGUGCCAAUCUUCAAGAAGACGCCCGAGACGACGGAAGUGGAUGAAACGGAGGAGACCACGACGGAAGUGACGUUCACGACGGAGACGUAUGAGGAGGUGCCAAUCUUCAAGAAGACGCCCGAGACGACGGAAGUGGAUGAAACGGAGGAGACCACGACGGAAGUGACGUUCACGACGGAGACGUAUGAGGAGGUGCCAAUCUUCAAGAAGACGCCCGAGACGACGGAAGUGGAUGAAACGGAGGAGACCACGACGGAAGUGACGGAGACGUAUGAGGAGGUGCCAAUCUUCAAGAAGACGCCCGAGACGACGGAAGUGGAUGAAACGGAGGAGACCACGACGGAAGUGACGGAGACGAUGAGGAGACGUAUGAGGAGUGACGGAGACUAUGAGGAGACGUAUGAGGAGGUGCCAAUCUCCAAGAAGACGCCCGAGACGACGGAAGUGGAUGAAACGGAGGAGACCACGACGGAAGUGACGGAGACGUAUGAGGAGGUGCCAAUCUUCAAGAAGACGCCCGAGACGACGGAAGUGGAUGAAACGGAGGAGACCACGACGGAAGUGACGUUCACGACGGAGACGUAUGAGGAGGUGCCAAUCUCCAAGAAGACGCCCGAGACGACGGAAGUGGAUGAAACGGAGGAGACCACGACGGAAGUGACGUUCACGACGGAGACGUAUGAGGAGGUGCCAAUCUUCAAGAAGACGCCCGAGACGACGGAAGUGGAUGAAACGGAGGAGACCACGACGGAAGUGACGUUCACGACGGAGACGUAUGAGGAGGUGCCAAUCUUCAAGAAGACGCCCGAGACGACGGAAGUGGAUGAAACGGAGGAGACCACGACGGAAGUGACGGAGACGUAUGAGGAGGUGCCAAUCUUCAAGAAGACGCCCGAGACGACGGAAGUGGAUGAAACGGAGGAGACCACGACGGAAGUGACGUUCACGACGGAGACGUAUGAGGAGGUGCCAAUCUUCAAGAAGACGCCCGAGACGACGGAAGUGGAUGAAACGGAGGAGACCACGACGGAAGUGACGUUCACGACGGAGACGUAUGAGGAGGUGCCAAUCUUCAAGAAGACGCCCGAGACGACGGAAGUGGAUGAAACGGAGGAGACCACGACGGAAGUGACGGAGACGUAUGAGGAGGUGCCAAUCUUCAAGAAGACGCCCGAGACGACGGAAGUGGAUGAAACGGAGGAGACCACGACGGAAGUGACGUUCACGACGGAGACGUAUGAGGAGGUGCCAAUCUCCAAGAAGACGCCCGAGACGACGGAAGCGGAUGAAACGGAGGAGACCACGACGGAAGUGACGGAGACGUAUGAGGAGGUGCCAAUCUUCAAGAAGACGCCCGAGACGACGGAAGUGGAUGAAACGGAGGAGACCACGACGGAAGUGACGGAGACGUAUGAGGAGGUGCCAAUCUUCAAGAAGACGCCCGAGACGACGGAAGUGGAUGAAACGGAGGAGACCACGACGGAAGUGACGGAGACGUAUGAGGAGGUGCCAAUCUCCAAGAAGACGCCCGAGACGACGGAAGUGGAUGAAACGGAGGAGACCACGACGGAAGUGACGGAAGUGACGGAGACGUAUGAGGAGGUGCCAAUCUUCAAGAAGACGCCCGAGACGACGGAAGUGGAUGAAACGGAGGAGACCACGACGGAAGUGACGGAGACGUAUGAGGAGGUGCCAAUCUUCAAGAAGACGCCCGAGACGACGGAAGUGGAUGAAACGGAGGAGACCACGACGGAAGUGACGGAGACGUAUGAGGAGGUGCCAAUCUUCAAGAAGACGCCCGAGACGACGGAAGUGGAUGAAACGGAGGAGACCACGACGGAAGUGACGGAGACGUAUGAGGAGGUGCCAAUCUCCAAGAAGACGCCCGAGACGACGGAAGUGGAUGAAACGGAGGAGACCACGACGGAAGUGACGGAAGUGACGGAGACGUAUGAGGAGGUGCCAAUCUUCAAGAAGACGCCCGAGACGACGGAAGUGGAUGAAACGGAGGAGACCACGACGGAAGUGACGUUCACGACGGAGACGUAUGAGGAGGUGCCAAUCUUCAAGAAGACGCCCGAGACGACGGAAGUGGAUGAAACGGAGGAGACCACGACGGAAGUGACGUUCACGACGGAGACGUAUGAGGAGGUGCCAAUCUUCAAGAAGACGCCCGAGACGACGGAAGUGGAUGAAACGGAGGAGACCACGACGGAAGUGACGGAGACGAAGGAGACGUAUGAGGAGGUGCCAAUCUCCAAGAAGACGCCCGAGACGACGGAAGUGGAUGAAACGGAGGAGACCACGACGGAAGUGACGGAGACGUAUGAGGAGGUGCCAAUCUUCAAGAAGACGCCCGAGACGACGGAAGUGGAUGAAACGGAGGAGACCACGACGGAAGUGACGUUCACGACGGAGACGUAUGAGGAGGUGCCAAUCUUCAAGAAGACGCCCGAGACGACGGAAGUGGAUGAAACGGAGGAGACCACGACGGAAGUGACGUUCACGACGGAGACGUAUGAGGAGGUGCCAAUCUCCAAGAAGACGCCCGAGACGACGGAAGCGGAUGAAACGGAGGAGACCACGACGGAAGUGACGGAGACGUAUGAGGAGGUGCCAAUCUUCAAGAAGACGCCCGAGACGACGGAAGUGGAUGAAACGGAGGAGACCACGACGGAAGUGACGGAGACGUAUGAGGAGGUGCCAAUCUUCAAGAAGACGCCCGAGACGACGGAAGUGGAUGAAACGGAGGAGACCACGACGGAAGUGACGGAGACGUAUGAGGAGGUGCCAAUCUCCAAGAAGACGCCCGAGACGACGGAAGUGGAUGAAACGGAGGAGACCACGACGGAAGUGACGGAAGUGACGGAGACGUAUGAGGAGGUGCCAAUCUUCAAGAAGACGCCCGAGACGACGGAAGUGGAUGAAACGGAGGAGACCACGACGGAAGUGACGUUCACGACGGAGACGUAUGAGGAGGUGCCAAUCUUCAAGAAGACGCCCGAGACGACGGAAGUGGAUGAAACGGAGGAGACCACGACGGAAGUGACGUUCACGACGGAGACGUAUGAGGAGGUGCCAAUCUUCAAGAAGACGCCCGAGACGACGGAAGUGGAUGAAACGGAGGAGACCACGACGGAAGUGACGGAGACGUAUGAGGAGAAGACGCCCGAGACGACGGAAGUGGAUGAAACGGAGGAGACCACGACGGAAGUGACGUUCACGACGGAGACGUAUGAGGAGGUGCCAAUCUUCAAGAAGACGCCCGAGACGACGGAAGUGGAUGAAACGGAGGAGACCACGACGGAAGUGACGUUCACGACGGAGACGUAUGAGGAGGUGCCAAUCUUCAAGAAGACGCCCGAGACGACGGAAGUGGAUGAAACGGAGGAGACCACGACGGAAGUGACGUUCACGACGGAGACGUAUGAGGAGGUGCCAAUCUUCAAGAAGACGCCCGAGACGACGGAAGUGGAUGAAACGGAGGAGACCACGACGGAAGUGACGGAGACGUAUGAGGAGGUGCCAAUCUUCAAGAAGACGCCCGAGACGACGGAAGUGGAUGAAACGGAGGAGACCACGACGGAAGUGACGGAGACGUAUGAGGAGGUGCCAAUCUUCAAGAAGACGCCCGAGACGACGGAAGUGGAUGAAACGGAGGAGACCACGACGGAAGUGACGGAGACGUAUGAGGAGGUGCCAAUCUCCAAGAAGACGCCCGAGACGACGGAAGUGGAUGAAACGGAGGAGACCACGACGGAAGUGACGGAAGUGACGGAGACGUAUGAGGAGGUGCCAAUCUUCAAGAAGACGCCCGAGACGACGGAAGUGGAUGAAACGGAGGAGACCACGACGGAAGUGACGUUCACGACGGAGACGUAUGAGGAGGUGCCAAUCUUCAAGAAGACGCCCGAGACGACGGAAGUGGAUGAAACGGAGGAGACCACGACGGAAGUGACGUUCACGACGGAGACGUAUGAGGAGGUGCCAAUCUUCAAGAAGACGCCCGAGACGACGGAAGUGGAUGAAACGGAGGAGACCACGACGGAAGUGACGGAGACGUAUGAGGAGGUGCCAAUCUUCAAGAAGACGCCCGAGACGACGGAAGUGGAUGAAACGGAGGAGACCACGACGGAAGUGACGUUCACGACGGAGACGUAUGAGGAGGUGCCAAUCUUCAAGAAGACGCCCGAGACGACGGAAGUGGAUGAAACGGAGGAGACCACGACGGAAGUGACGUUCACGACGGAGACGUAUGAGGAGGUGCCAAUCUUCAAGAAGACGCCCGAGACGACGGAAGUGGAUGAAACGGAGGAGACCACGACGGAAGUGACGGAAGUGACGGAGACGUAUGAGGAGGUGCCAAUCUUCAAGAAGACGCCCGAGACGACGGAAGUGGAUGAAACGGAGGAGACCACGACGGAAGUGACGGAAGUGACGGAGACGUAUGAGGAGGUGCCAAUCUUCAAGAAGACGCCCGAGACGACGGAAGUGGAUGAAACGGAGGAGACCACGACGGAAGUGACGUUCACGACGGAGACGUAUGAGGAGGUGCCAAUCUUCAAGAAGACGCCCGAGACGACGGAAGUGGAUGAAACGGAGGAGACCACGACGGAAGUGACGUUCACGACGGAGACGUAUGAGGAGGUGCCAAUCUUCAAGAAGACGCCCGAGACGACGGAAGUGUAUGAAACGGAGGAGACCACGACGGAAGUGACGGAGACGUAUGAGGAGGUGCCAAUCUUCAAGAAGACGCCCGAGACGACGGAAGUGGAUGAAACGGAGGAGACCACGACGGAAGUGACGUUCACGACGGAGACGUAUGAGGAGGUGCCAAUCUUCAAGAAGACGCCCGGGACGACGGAAGUGGAUGAAACGGAGGAGACCACGACGGAAGUGACGUUCACGACGGAGACGUAUGAGGAGGUGCCAAUCUUCAAGAAGACGCCCGAGACGACGGAAGUGGAUGAAACGGAGGAGACCACGACGGAAGUGACGUUCACGACGGAGACGUAUGAGGAGGUGCCAAUCUUCAAGAAGACGCCCGAGACGACGGAAGUGGAUGAAACGGAGGAGACCACGACGGAAGUGACGGAGACGAUGAGGAGACAGGAGACGUAUGAGGAGGUGCCAAUCUUCAAGAAGACGCCCGAGACGACGGAAGUGGAUGAAACGGAGGAGACCACGACGGAAGUGACGGAGACGUAUGAGGAGGUGCCAAUCUCCAAGAAGACGCCCGAGACGACGGAAGUGGAUGAAACGGAGGAGACCACGACGGAAGUGACGUUCACGACGGAGACGUAUGAGGAGGUGCCAAUCUUCAAAAAGACGCACGCGACAGUUAGAUCGGCUGUAAGUGUGACGGAGCAAGCUGGCACGGUGCCAGGCGAGUCGGUGAAGACGGAGGUGUUCCGCUCGGAGAGACCGGACGGCAGCAUCGUGACCAAGACGGUCCGCACCACGACUUGGACCAAGAAGUGUACGAAUGGCGAUCUCGUGACGACGACUGAGGUGGAAACGACGACUGAAACGGAAUCCCCGGACGGCACGACAAGCACUACGGUGGCGAUGGAGACCUGCGAAGAGACGGAGACGGAGGAGAGCAGUCUCCCGACGACGCCCGCUACGGAUGGUCCUGCUGUGAGUGUGACGGAGCAAGCUGGCACGGUGCCAGGCGAGUCGGUGAAGACGGAGGUGUUCCGCUCGGAGAGACCGGACGGCAGCAUCGUGACCAAGACGGUCCGCACCACGACUUGGACCAAGAAGUGUACGAAUGGCGAUCUCGUGACGACGACUGAGGUGAAAACGACGACUGAAACGGAAUCCCCGGACGGCACGACAAGCACUACGGUGGCGAUGGAGACCUGCGAUGAGACGGAGACGGAGGAGAGCAGUCUCCCGACGACGCCCGCUACGGAUGGUCCUGCUGUGAGUGUGACGGAGCAAGCUAGCACGGUGCCAGGCGAGUCGGUGAAGACGGAGGUGUUCCGCUCGGAGAGACCGGACGGCAGCAUCGUGACCAAGACGGUCCGCACCACGACUUGGACCAAGAAGUGUACGAAUGGCGAGCUCAUGACGACGACUGAGGUGAAAACGACGACUGAAACGGAAUCCCCGGACGGCACGACAAGCACUACGGUGGCGAUGGAGACCUGCGAUGAGACGGAGACGGAGGAGAGCAGUCUCCCGACGACGCCCGCUACGGAUGGUCCUGCUGUGAGUGUGACGGAGCAAGCUGGCACGGUGCCAGGCGAGUCGGUGAAGACGGAGGUGGUCCGCUCGGAGAGAUCGGACGGCAGCAUCGUGACCAAGACGGUCCGCACCACGACUUGGACCAAGAAGUGUACGAAUGGCGAGCUCAUGACGACGACUGAGGUGAAAACGACGACUGAAACGGAAUCCCCGGACGGCACGACAAGCACUACGGUGGCGAUGGAGACCUGCAAAGAGACGGAGACGGAGGAGAGCAGUCACCUGACGACGCCCGCUACGGAUGGUCCUGCUGUGAGCGUGACGGAGCGAGCUGGCACGGUGCCAGGCGAGUCGGUGAAGACGGAGGUGGUCCGCUCGGAGAGAUCGGACGGCAGCAUCGUGACCAAGACGGUCCGCACCACGACUUGGACCAAGAAGUGUACGAAUGGCGAGCUCAUGACGACGACUGAGGUGAAAACGACGACUGAAACGGAAUCCCCGGACGGCACGACAAGCACUACGGUGGCGAUGGAGACCUGCGAUGAGACGGAGACGGAGGAGAGCAGUCACCUGACGACGCUCGCUACGGAUGGUCCUGCUGUGAGUGUGACGGAGCAAGCUGGCACGGUGCCAGGCGAGUCGGUGAAGACGGAGGUGUUCCGCUCGGAGAGACCGGACGGCAGCAUCGUGACCAAGACGGUCCGCACCACGACUUGGACCAAGAAGUGUACGAAUGGCGAGCUCAUGACGACGACUGAGGUGAAAACGACGACUGAAACGGAAUCCCCGGACGGCACGACAAGCACUACGGUGGCGAUGGAGACCUGCGAUGAGACGGAGACGGAGGAGAGCAGUCCCCCGAUGACGCCCGCUACGGAUGGUCCUGCUGUGAGCGUGACGGAGCGAGCUGGCACGGUGCCAGGCGAGUCGGUGAAGACGGAGGUGGUCCGCUCGGAGAGAUCGGACGGCAGCAUCGUGACCAAGACGGUCCGCACCACGACUUGGACCAAGAAGUGUACGAAUGGCGAGCUCAUGACGACGACUGAGGUGAAAACGACGACUGAAACGGAAUCCCCGGACGGCACGACAAGCACUACGGUGGCGAUGGAGACCUGCAAAGAGACGGAGACGGAGGAGAGCAGUCACCUGACGACGCCCGCUACGGAUGGUCCUGCUGUGAGCGUGACGGAGCGAGCUGGCACGGUGCCAGGCGAGUCGGUGAAGACGGAGGUGUUCCGCUCGGAGAGAUCGGACGGCAGCAUCGUGACCAAGACGGUCCGCACCACGACUUGGACCAAGAAGUGUACGAAUGGCGAGCUCAUGACGACGACUGAGGUGAAAACGACGACUGAAACGGAAUCCCCGGACGGCACGACAAGCACUACGGUGGCGAUGGAGACCCGCGAAGAGACGACGACUAGGGAUGACUUGGAAUUGUCUGAAAAGAUGGAUACGUGUGAAAUUAGUGAGGUGGAUGAUUGUGAGGAGAUCACGAUGCACACGAAUUCCAGGGUGUCGGAAGAUGGAUUCUCGAAUGAGGCGGAUACGCUGGAUGAGAACUCGAUGGAAAGUUUCAGUCAAAUGGGUGACGCCACGACUUUUGCUGUGAAUGGCGUGUCUUGUGCUAGCAUAUCGACGUCUAUCGGAAAGUCACCAGCACCAGGAGACUUGCGGGUGGGUGAGAAUGGCAAUAAAGCGGCGAAGAAGAGCAAGGGUGUUCGAGUCCAGAAUACCGAUGUCUUUCCAAUAAUGGCGCAGUCAUCUGGUGAGACCGAGAGUGCGCAUGUUGCUGCUGCUUGGGGGGAAGCCGUUGGCAAUUUGCACACGAAACAUGACUGCGGGAGUAGGUGGAUCCGGGAACUGGUGGUGUCUCAAGGGCAUUCGGUCCGACUGGCGUUCGAUGACAUCACGUGUGUUGGUCAAGUGAACGGUAGGUCGAAAGAUCCGACUUCUGUGGUGAAAAGGGCUACGGGCUUUGCGGAGUCAGGUUCAUUGACCGCAAUCUUGGGAGCCGGCCGGGUUGGCAAAUCCGCUCUCCUAAGUGCCCUAGCUGGCGAAGAAGAUCCAAAAGCGGGCUCAGUUUACUACAAUGGAAUCGUAGCGAGUGCUUUAGUACGACGGCGUUCCACAGGCUUCUGUUGGUUUGGUGAUGAACAUUAUGACUGGUGUGGAGCGACUACAGUACGUGAAGCUCUGUGCCUCAGCGCCCGACUUCGGCGAGGCAACGACGUUCCCGACAGUCACAAGCUUAAAACAGUCGAGUCUUGUCUCGACCUCUUGGGACUGUCGGACCUGGCCGAACAGUGUAUCAGCUCGUGCUCUGAUGUGGAGGUCCGUCUCGUCGCAAUUGGGGUGGAACUCGCAUUUGCCCCAAGCAUACUCCUUCUGGAUGAACCUACAAGCGACCUUGACAUUAGCAGCGCGCAGAGAAUCAUCCAUGUGCUCAAGCAAGUCGCUCGUACGGGUCGCACAGUCAUCUGCAGUAUAGGCGACACAGCAUCUUCCGCUGAGCUGCGCGCAUUUGAUCGCCUCUUAUUGCUAUCGAGUGGCGGCGAAACGAUUUUCCAUGGCGAAACUCGCUUGCUGGUGCAAUACCUAGAGGCCAUCCCGGGUGUAAAGAAAAUGAGCACUAACAAUAGCCUAAGUGCAUGGGCGCUGGAAAGUGUGGGCAAAAAACCCACAAUAUCUCACAUAGCCACGACGACGACAACCACAACGACUAGAGGAAACAAGGGUCGCACAAACGCAAAGAAGAGAAAGCAUUUGCGCGCCGAAUUAGCGUGGACUGGUUCAGAGGUCGCCGGUAUUGAAGAAACUCGGUUUGUGCAGCUGUUCAAGCGCAGCGAGAUGAAGAAAACACUGUCAGCGCAAAUGCAGCGCGCGGGCUACUUGCAGCCAUACUCGAAAGGGUCGCUAGCACCUCCAUUGAUUGCAGCGUACAACAGUGGAAAGCUUGGAUUGCGGGCAUCUUCGCUGCGCACGCAGAUGACGUAUCUCAUUCAACGCGUGGCUCUCUCGUAUUGGCGCAGCUUGUUUCCGAUCCGUGCGAUGGCAAAGACAGCAACCACGAUGCAACUUCUCGGAUCGGUGGGAGUCAUUUCUAUAUGUUUAGCGUGGUCCCUACUCGCGACGAGGAGUACUAAGUAUCUCACGGUUGAUGGCGUGGACCAUGGUGUAUCACUGAUUACAUGGUCGACUCUAGUGCUUGGAGCCAGCUUCGCUCUCGCUGCUGUCAGGAGGGCUUGUCACGGUCAUGCUUGGAGGGAAAAUGCGUGUUGGCGCCGCGAGCAGGCGUGGCAAGCGUACCCCGCGGUAGCUUACCACGUCUCUUCUAGUAUUGUGGAACUCGCGUUCGUGCUCGUGAUCACGUUUGUGGCUGCGGUGUCCACGUUCACCCUGUUCGGCUUUUGGUCAAUUGCCAGUAGCAACACCUUCGCGCUCGCCUGGUUCUCUCUCAUGCUCUUUGCUCUCGGGCAGAUGUAUCUGGGCCAGUGGCUUGUGCGGCUGACUCCGAACGGAGGUCUUGCUGCAGUUGCAGGCGUUGCAAUUAAUCUACUUCCGCUGUUUACGCUCUGGAGGGACAGUGCUGCAAGCUGGCUGAUGUCGCUAUUUGUGUCAGUGACACCACAACACUCUGCGCUGCAGGUACUGCAAGCACUUGUUUUCAGUGCUGCUGCUGACUCUUGCGCCUACGACAACAAUGACGUUGACCCGUUCCCAUGCCGCGAGCUACGACUGAAUCCAUCGGACGAACGCCGCUACAGUGAGAAACUCACAGUGCGCACAUACGUGGAGAUCGAGUACGGUGCCCAACGCGAUAGUGUGGCGUAUCAUCUUGUCAAGCUGGCGAUAUUCCUUGUGGUGCUUCGCCUUCUCGUGGUUAUGGCGUUGAAGAAGCGGCAUGCAUAUGCGUGA